GGCUCCGGCUCCUGCUCGAACUCGGGACCCGGGACUCGGUGGCGGCCAGUCCCUCCCCGCUGCGGCUCCGCUCGCGGUCCGCUCCCGGUCCGCUCCGCCCCGCGAGGCUCCCGGAUCCCGGGGAGGACGAUGCCCCGGGCCCUGGCGCUGCUCCUGGCUCUGACCUUGCAGCUCUGCGCCUCGGACCUCGACAGCCCCCCAGCUGGAUGCACCUUCGAGGAGGACGAGAGCGAGGUGCUGACAUGCGGGUACAGCCAGGCUGAUGACGAUGACUUCCAGUGGGAGCUCGUGAGCAGCUCCUUCACCCCCCGACCCUCCCCAGACCUGCUCCCUGGCUCCUACCUGAUGGUCAACGCGUCCCGCCACACAGCCGGCCAGAGGGCCCGGGUGCUGCUGCGGCCCCUGAGCGAGAAUGACACCCACUGCCUCCGGUUCAGCUACCUCCUGUCCGGCCCGGGCGGCCACAGCCCCGGCUCCCUCCGCGCCUUCGUGCGGGUCAACGGCGGCCCCCUGGGCGGCGCCGUCUGGGAGCUGUCCGGCUCUCAUGGCCACCAGUGGCACCAGGCCGAGCUGGCGGUCAGCACCUUCUGGCCCAGCCAGUACCAGGUGCUGUUCGAGGCCGAGGUGGCUGGUGGCCCCGGUGGCUUCCUGGGCCUGGAUGACAUUCUGUUGCUCAAGUACCCCUGCUUGGAGGCCCCACACUUCUCCCGGCUGGCGGACGAGGAGGUGAAUGCCGGGCAGAACGCCUCCUUUCAGUGCACGGCGGUGACGGCGGCCGCCGGGCCCGGGACCUUCCUCCUGCAGCGCCAGAGCGGCCCUGCGGAGCCCCUGACCACGGUCCAGUCGGUCAGCGCCCGGCGCCUCCUGGCCACGUUCCGGCUGGACGGUGUGGGGCGCGCCCAGCGGGGGUCCUAUCGCUGCCUCUCCCAGGCCCCAAGCGGGGCCGGGGUCUCCAACUUCGCCCAGCUGCUGGUCAGGGAGCCUCCGACGCCCGCGGCGCCCCCGCAGCUGCUGCGGGCGGGCCCCACCUACCUGCUGCUGCGGCUGAACGCGCAGCCCUUCUCCGGGGACGGGCCGGUGGUGCGGCGCGCCGUGGAGUACCGGCCGGCGCGGGGGGCCUGGGCCGAGCUGCACCCCGUCAGCGCCCCCACCUACCGGCUGUGGCACCUGGACCCCGACACCCGGUACCACGUCAACGUCCUGCUGACCCGGCCCGGCGAGGGGGGCACCGGCCGGCCCGGCCCCACCCUCGUCAGCAGGACCAAGUGCGCAGAGCCCAUGCGAGCCCCCAGGGGCCUGGCCGUCAUGGAGAGUCAGCCACGGCAGCUGCACCUGCAAUGGGAGCCACUGGGCUACAACGUGACUCGCUGCCAUGCCUACACCGUGGCCCUGUGUUACCGCUACACCCUGGGAGGUGGCCACAACGAGACCUUCCAGGACUGCGCGCAGGUGGAGCCGGGCACCAGCCAAUUCACCAUCCGGGACCUUCCGCCCCACCGGCACGUCCACGUCCGGCUGACUCUCUCCAACCCCGAGGGCCGCAAGGAAGGCCGAGAGUCGGUUUUCCAGACGGAUGAGGAUGUCCCCGGUGGAAUCAUGCCCGAGUCACUGACAUUUGCCCCUCUGGAGGAUGCGGUCAUCCUGAGGUGGGCACCGCCCGUGGAGCCCAAUGGCAUCAUCACAGAAUACGAGAUCAGCUCCCAGAGCAUCGAGUCCUCGGACCCGACGCUGCAGGUGCCGGGCCAGCGCAGCACCGUCUCCAAGCUCCACAAUGAGACCUUCCACGUGUUUGUCAGCCUCCUGCCCGGCACAACUUACCUGGUCUCUGUGCGUGCCCGCACCGCCAGGGGCUUCGGCCGAGCGGCGCUGGCCGAGAUCACCACCAACAUUUCCGUGCCCAGCUUUGACUACGCGGACAUGCCGCCGCCGCUGGCCGAGACCGAGGACACCAUCACUGUGCUGCUGCGGCCAGCGCGGGGCCAUGGCGCCCCCAUCAGCCUGUACCAGGUGGUGGUGGAGGAGGAGAGGCCACGGAAGCCCCGGAACAAGCCAGAUCAGACACGCUGUUUUCCGGCGGCUCUGCCCUUCUCCACGGCCCUGGCCCGAGGCCUGGGAUUCUACACUGGGGCUGAGCUGCCGGCCGGUGGCCUUCAGGUGGCUAUGCCCUUUACUGUGGGGGACAACGGCACCUAUGGAGGCUACUGGAACCCUCCGCUGGAGCCCCGGAAGGCAUACCUCAUCCACUUCCAGGCCACCAGCCACCUGCGGGGGGACACUCGGCUCAACUGUGUCCGUAUUGCCCGCAAAGCGGCCUGCAAGGACAGCAAGCAGCCCUUGGAGGUGGCCCAGGGCUCGGAGGAGGUGGGGCUGGUCCUGGGCAUCUGUGUCGGGGCCCUGGUAGGGCUGAUUCUGCUCCUGGGGGUCAUCGUCUUUGCUGUGCGCAAAGGCAGGAAGCCCUUCUGCCUGGCCAUGGCAGUCAGCUGUGGCCGCCACGAGAAGGCCUGCAUGAUCAGCGCAGCAGACCGCAGCUUCAUGGACCAGAGCACCCUACAGGAUGAGGAGCGCCCAGGCCUCUCCUACAUGGACACCCUCAACACUGGCAGCAGGGGUGACCUACGCAGCAGCCUGGUCAACGAGGCCAGCGGCCUCCUGGGAGGGUCUCUACGCCGCUCGUGUGGCCGCCAGGUCUCACCUUACCCCACAGGGCAGCUGCACCCUGCCAUCCGCGUGGCUGACCUACUGCAGCACAUCAGGCAGAUGAAGACAGCGGAGGGCUACGGCUUCAAGCAGGAGUAUGAGAGCUUCUUUGAAGGCUGGGACAUCGCCAAGAAGAGAGAGAAGGCCAAGGGGAGGCAGGAGCAGCUACUGGCUCACGAGCGGCAUCGAGUGAAAUUGCACCCGCUUCUCGGAGACCCCAACUCGGAUUACAUCAAUGCCAACUAUGUUGAUGGCUACCACAGGUCAAACCACUUCAUUGCUACCCAAGGGCCGAAACAGGAAAUGGUCUAUGACUUCUGGCGGAUGGUGUGGCAAGAGCACUGUUCCAGCAUCGUCAUGAUCACCAAGCUGGUGGAGGUGGGGCGGGUGAAAUGCUGGCGCUACUGGCCGGACGUGGCCGAAGUGUACGGGGACAUCAAGCUCGCGCUGGUGGACACAGAGACGCUGGCCGAGUGUGUGGUUCGCACCUUCACCCUGGAACGGAGGGGCUACUCGGCCCGGCACGAGAUCCGGCAGUUCCACUUCACCUCUUGGCCAGACCACGGGGUCCCGUACCACGCCACAGGGCUUCUGGCCUUCAUUCGGCGAGUCAAGGCGUCCACCCCCCCGGAUGCUGGGCCCGUCGUGGUCCACUGCAGUGCGGGCACCGGCCGGACCGGCUGCUACAUCGUCCUGGACGUGAUGCUGGACAUGGCAGAGUGCGAGGGAGUGGUGGACAUCUACAACUGCGUGCGGACCCUCGGCUCCCGGCGCUGCAGCAUGAUCCAGACUGAGGAACAAUACGUCUUUGUCCACGACGCCAUCCUGGAAGCCUGCCUGUGCGGGGAGACAGCCAUCGCAGCGGCAGAUUUCCAGUCCGCAUACAGGGAGCUGGUCCGUCUGGACUCCCAGGCCAAUACGUCCCAGCUGCGGGAGGAGUUCCAGACCCUGAACUCGGUGACCCCCGCGUUGGCCCGGGAGGAGUGCAGUGUCGCCCUGCUGCCCCGCAAUCAGCCGAAGAACCGUGGCCAGGAUGUGCUGCCCCCUGACCGCUGCCUGCCCUUUCUCGUGGCCUUGGACGGGGACACCAGCAACUACAUCAAUGCAUCCUUGGUUGACAGCUAUACUAGAAGCGCCACCUUCAUCAUCACCCCCCACCCACUACCUGGCACCACCACCGACUUCUGGAGGCUUGUGUUCGAUUACGGCUCCACAACCAUCGUCAUGCUCAACCAGCUCAACCCGCCCAGCGCUGCCGGGCCCUGCCUGCAGUACUGGCCAGACCGGGGGCUCCAGCAGUUUGGCCCAAUGGAGGUGGAGUUCCUGGCUGGGUCAGCGGAUGAAAACCUGGUCACCCGCCUCUUCCGUGUCCGGAAUUGCACCCGGCUGCAGGAGGGGCACCUGACGGUCCGGCACUACCAGUUUCUGAGCUGGCCUGCCUUCCGCGAGACCCCUGAGUCUGCGGCCUCCUUCCUGCGCCUCCUAACUGCCGUGGAGAAGUGGCGAGCAGACACCGGGGAAGGCCGGACAGUGGUCCACUGUCUGACCGGCGGUGGGCGCAGCGGGACCUUCUGUGCAUGCGCCAUGGUUCUGGAGAUGAUUCGCUGCCACAGCCUGGUGGACGUCUUCUUUGCUGCCAAGAUGCUGCGCAACUACAAGCCAAAUCUGGUGGAGACACUGGAACAGUAUCAUUUCUGCUACGACUUCGCCCGGGAGUUCCUGCUGGUCCCGGAAAGCAGAUAGCACCCCCUCACCGCUACGCCUAGCCUGGGUCCGCCCGGCUCCACCCAGCACACGGCCAGACUGAGCCCCUGCCCUGGCCGCGACUCAAGUUUCCAUUUUCACGUGGCUGCAGGCACACGUAUUUCAUCAUUCAGGAGGUGACAGGAGAGCUGAUGGAGGGAGGGUUGGUGGGGAGGCUUUGAUCCAGUGGAAUGCGCCGAGUCACAGAGACUGGGCGGCGGGGGUGAGAGGGGGACUGCCACCCUCCCAGAGCACCAGUUCUGGCUCCAGGGUUCCCCUGCCACCCGUCUGCCUGCUCAGCCCCAACCUGCUCCCUAGACAAGAGACCCACCCUCCUGCCCUCCCAUCCCUACCCCACAGAGUCUCAGACUCCUCCUACCCUCCACUGUCCAUCCAUCCCUCUCUCCCUCCACGUCCAACAGCGUGGCUGGUUGGACCAUAUGGUCGUGCCCCUGGGUCUGGGACCUCGGCAGUUAGACAAGAGCCAGUGGGUCCUAGGGUUUGAGGCAGCGGAUGUGAGGGCGAUGGGGUGGGGAAGGGCCCGAGGACCAGUCUGACCUGGGGAUAGGGGCGCUAGCCCCCUAAAUUGUCCCUAAUACAGCCAGCCCAGCUGGAAAUGCCUGUUUAAUCCAGUCUCCCUCUUCACCCAGUGCCUUUGGGUGAGUAGCAAUGCACAAGGCAGCACUGUGGGCCAGGGAGAGGCCCACACCCUAGGGGAGGGGAUUUUACCCCAAAAAGUAGUGUUACCUAGCAAGGCAACAUGGCCUAAUGGAAGAGCAAGGGCUUGGGAGUCAGAGGACUUGGGUUUUAAUCUCAGC
Messenger RNA from Tachyglossus aculeatus (Australian echidna), 5258 nucleotides. RefSeq names its product protein tyrosine phosphatase receptor type U (gene PTPRU). Gene Ontology annotation, molecular function: protein binding; protein tyrosine phosphatase activity. The transcript has 30 exons. The coding region runs from base 130 to 4440 and encodes 1436 amino acids. Gene Ontology annotation, biological process: protein dephosphorylation. The record is from RefSeq and is a predicted model, not a curated record. NCBI's taxonomy places the organism in Eukaryota, Metazoa, Chordata, Mammalia, Monotremata, Tachyglossidae. Gene Ontology annotation, cellular component: membrane.